Molecule: messenger RNA, 1997 nt
Organism: Pogoniulus pusillus (Red-fronted tinkerbird)
Lineage: Eukaryota; Metazoa; Chordata; Aves; Piciformes; Lybiidae
Exons: 1
Coding region: 463-1827 (454 amino acids)
Cellular component (GO): cytoplasm
Molecular function (GO): glycosyltransferase activity
Source: RefSeq, a predicted model, not a curated record
AAAGAAUGCAGUUGGAAUUUGUGUUCACAGCUCUUCAUUUUAGGAAGAAAAGAUGAAAGGAUACCUCUCUAGUUUUGCAAGCAUCAUAGAAUACCAAAAGAUAAAGUUUGGGAGUUUCCACUAAUAUAAAAUGUCUUCACUUUUGAAGUGGUUCAGAUUGCACUGUAUUGCCAUUACUGUAUACCAAACCAGCUGACACUGUUGCACUGAGCCCACCUAUAAAACACAAUAAAGUUCAGAAUGAGGAGACUGCAGAGAAUGUCACCACUUGUUAUUCAAUCCUGUAUGCAAAGCCAGGUCUUCAUUCUAAAGUUUGAAGUAUCGAGACAGUAACUAUUGUGUUCAGGAGAAUGCAGACCCAGAGAAAACUUCCUUCUUCUGAAUCACUGAUAGUGUGCUUUGCUCUCUGUUUUGUUUUAGAGUAAGCGAAAAGAAGAGUGUAAUGAUCCGUUAAGUCUCACGAUGAGAAAUGCAGCAAUGCUACACUGUGGAAAAAGGCAAAUCGGGGUUGUUCUUGCAUGCAUUCUUAUUUUUGCAAGCCUUUUCAUCUGCUACUAUAAAGAUCUCCAGCUACACAAUAACAUAACAAGAAAAAUCUUCCCCCAGGCAGCUACAACAACAGCUACAACAAAAGCAACAACAACAGCCCGUCCAGUGACUGAGCUCUGUAGGGGAAAACCUGCUCAGAACGCAAUAACACCGUUAGAAGAUAACAGAACUUUCAUUAUAACCCCUUACUUCGAUGACAGAGAAAGAAAACUCACUCGUGUGAUUGGGAUUGUUCACCACGAGGAUGUAAAAGAACUGUACUGCUGGUUCUGCUGCCGUCCCAAUGGGAAAAUCUACGUGUCCAGAGCAGAUAUUGAUGUUCACACAGACAGGUUUGAAUUCCCUUAUGGUGCAGCAGAUAUAAUUUGCUUGGAACCCGAAAACUGUGAUCCGACACAUGUCUCCAUUCACCAGUCCCCACGUGGGGAUAUUGACCAGCUGCCAAGGUUUGAAAUUAAAAACCGGAAGGCUGAGCCCUUCCCUGUGGACUUCACUGUGUGCAUCUCCACCAUGUUUGGAAACUACAACAAUGUCUUGCAGUUCAUCCAGAGCAUGGAAAUGUACAGGAUUCUUGGGGCACAGAAGGUGAUGAUCUAUAAGAACAACUGCAGCCACCUGAUGGAGAAAGUCUUGAAGUUUUAUAUGGAAGAGGGAAUUGUUGAGAUAAUUCCUUGGCCAAUAGACUCGCACCUCAAGGUGUCUAUUAAGUGGCAUCAUUCCCUAGAUGACAAAGAUAUUGGCUACUAUGGACAAAUCACAGCUCUGAAUGACUGUGUGUACCGUAACAUGUGGAGGAGCAAGUUUGUUCUUCUUAAUGAUGCUGACGAAAUAAUUCUUCCCCUUAAGCACCCAGACUGGAAAACAAUGAUGCAAAGCCUUCAGCAGCAAAACCCAGGGGCUGGUGUUUUCCUCUUUGAGAACCACAUCUUCCCCAAAACUGUGUCUACUCCUGUGUUCAACAUUUCAUCCUGGAAUGCUGUGCCAGGAGUGAACAUACUACAGCAUGUUCACAGAGAGCCUGACAGGAAAACAGUUUUUAAUCCUAGGAAAAUGAUAGUUGAUCCACAAAAAGUGAUUCAGACUUCAGUCCACUCUGUCCUACAUGCUUAUGGCAAAAGUGUUUAUAUUCCCAUGGAUUUUGCCCUCAUUUAUCACUGUCGAGAGCCUCUUCAAGCAAGCCUUCCCAGAGACUCCCUCAUCAGGGAUACAACACUGUGGAUAUACAACUCCUCAUUGAUCAUGAAUGUUAACAAGGUGCUGCACCAAACUGUGCUGUAAGCUCAUGGAAGGGAAGGUGGAGAGCCAGUGUAUGGUGGGGAAGCAGAGGAUGCCCUUUAGAAGUCAUACAAAGUUUACAUUUUGAAGAGAUUUAGAGGAGCAUCCCUUUUGUACUGUACAAAGAUAAAUGCAUUGGAUUUUAAACUUAAUAAAGGCAGCCAGGGAAUGGA